AUGGCAGUAUCCGCAUCCACCGUGUCAGCAGCCCAGGACAAGGCCCUAGAUCGCGCGGUCCCCCAAAAGAGCGCUGUCCUUGCUGGACUCUCCGUCCGUAAUGGCCCAGUUAGGGACAACGACUCGAUGGACGUCGAUGCGCCUACGACCAACGGGAAGCGAAAAUCACGGACGUCGAUCUCGAAGCCUGCAUACAAGGACGACUCCGAUAGCGAUGCGCCAUUUGCAAAGCGUCAAAAGCAAAAGCCCGAGGCGGAUUCGGACGACGAGCCCAUCAAGUCCAGGGCAAGGAAGCUGCCUCCAUCCUACGAUGAGACUGCUCUACCCGACUCCUCUGAUGAUGACAUCCCUCUUGGUGCUAAACUCGCGAAGAAGAAGGCCUCGAUAGGGAAGCAGGCUGAGAAAGAGGCCAAGGUUAUUCGGGCAAAGGAGGCCAAGCGAAAAUCCAUCAAGGAUGAAUCCGAUGAUGAUGCUCCGAUCGCCAAGUCAUCCGCCAUCAGGCGUCAGUCAAAUGGAACCGCGGCGAAAAGAAAGUCUAACGGCGUCAAAAAGGAGGAGUCCGAUUCCGACGCGCCCAUCGCGAAGAGAGGUAAGGCCACACCUGCUGCGAAGAAGGGGAAGGGCGCACCAGCCAGCAAGAAGGAGAAGAAAGAGGCCAGUGACGGGGAAGAGGAAGAGUACGAAUGGUGGAAUGCGCCGAAGCCCGAGGACGACAGCAUCAAGUGGCAAACGCUUGAGCACAACGGCGUUCUCUUUGCUCCUGAGUAUGAACCCUUACCCAAAAACAUCAAGAUGCUCUACGAUGGAAGUCCUGUCACUCUUAGCGUGGAAGCGGAAGAAGUCGCCACAUUCUGGGUGUCAAUGAUGACUCCUGGCUCUGCCCACCACUUGGAAAACCCCAAAUUCCGAGAAAACUUCGUCAAUGACUUUUCGGAGUAUGUCAAGAAGUAUGGUGCCACAGACGCCCAGGGCAAGAAGGUGUUGAUCAAGGACUUUGAUAAGUGCGACUUCACCAAGAUGGCCGAGUGGUGGACAGCCAAAACGGAGGCCACCAAAACCAAGAACCUCUCAAAGGAGGAGAAGGAGGCUGCUAAGGCGAAGAAGGAGGCCCUUGAGGCGCCAUAUCUCCACUGUAUGUGGGAUGGCCGCAAACAGAAAGUUGGUAACUUCAGAGUCGAACCCCCUGGCUUGUUCAGGGGGCGUGGUGAGCAUCCCAAAACUGGUCGGGUAAAGGUUCGAGUGUUGCCCGAGCAAAUCACCAUCAACAUUGGCAAGGACGCCAAGAUACCAGAGCCACCUAAGGGUCAUAAGUGGAAGGCCGUUCAGCAUGACCAGAAAGCCACUUGGCUUGCUAUGUGGCAGGAAAACAUCAACGGGGCUUACAAGUACGUAAUGUUGGGUGCGGCUAGUGAUGUCAAGGGCCAGAGCGAUUUCAAGAAGUUUGAAAAAGCUCGCGAGCUCAAGAAGCACAUUGACAAGAUUCGCAAGGAAUACCGCAAGGAGCUCAAGAGCGAGGUGAUGGCGGAUCGUCAGCGUGCAACUGCCAUGUACUUUAUUGACCAGUUCGCCCUGAGAGCCGGAAACGAGAAGGAUACAGAAAACGAAGCAGAUACUGUGGGCUGUUGCUCGCUCAAGUUUGAGCACAUCACUCUUCAGCCCCCGAACCAGGUCACAUUUGACUUCCUCGGUAAAGACAGUAUCAGGUAUAACGAGACAGUCCAUGUCGAUCCCCAGGUCUUCAAGAAUCUCAAACUGUUCAAGAAGCCACCCAAGACUGAUGGAGAUGACCUAUUCGACCGACUGAAUACCUCCCAGUUGAACAAGCAUUUGAACAGCUAUAUGCAGGGCCUGACUGCGAAAGUUUUCCGUACCUACAAUGCCUCGUUCACCAUGGCAAAACUUCUCAAUGAGCUUGAAAGUGAUCCUCGCUCUCGUGGAAGUGUCGCCGAGAAGGUGAAGCUGUACAACGAUUGCAACAGAAAGGUUGCCAUUCUCUGUAAUCACAAGCGUACAGUCGGCGCAGGUCACGACGCACAGAUGCAGAAACUCGGCGAUAGGAUCAAGGGGUUCAGGUAUCAAAAAUGGCGAACAAAGAAGAUGAUCCUCGACGUUGAUCCUUCAUACAAGAAGAAGAAGGGUGCUGCUUGGUUUGAAUUGGAUGAGGAUCUCGACCAGGAAUGGAUCCAAGAGCACCAGCAGUUCCUCAUCGAGGAACAGCGAACCAAGAUCACGAAGAAGUUUGAGAAGGACAACGAGAAGCUCAAGGCAAACAAGGAAAGGCCUAUGCCUGAGAAGGAUCUCAAGGAGCGACUUCAAGUUGUCAAGGAGCUCGAGGCUAAGUUCAAGAAAGAAAACAAGUCUGGAAAGGUCGAGGCUGAAGGCAGGGGGGCUACGGUUGACAAGUUCCUCAAGGCCAUUGAGAAGCUCGACGAACGCGUAAGAACUCUUGAAACUCAGGCUGAGGAUCGUGAUGGGAACAAAGAGGUUGCGCUGGGCACCUCAAAGAUUAACUAUAUCGACCCCCGGUUGACCGUGGUCUUUUCGAAGAAGUUCGAUGUCCCCAUCGAGAAGUUCUUCUCCAAGACCCUACGAGACAAGUUCCGGUGGGCUAUCAAGUCUGUUGAGGAUGCGGAAGACUGGACAUUCUAA
Clonostachys rhizophaga is the source of this 2649-nucleotide messenger RNA. The record is from the annotation of a GenBank genome assembly. NCBI's taxonomy places the organism in Eukaryota, Fungi, Ascomycota, Sordariomycetes, Hypocreales, Bionectriaceae.